AUGUUUGAAGACCUCCACUCUGCCACCUGCACGCCCCCAGUCUGGUCCUCAGACCUGAGCCUGGGCAAGCUUCAGGUGCCUAGAGAGGCUGACGAAGGAGGCAGGGCCACCUCCGGGCGCCCGAGGAAAGGAAAGCGGCAUCACACACCUCAGAACCCGCUUCUGGACUGCAGCCUCUGCGGGAAGGUGUUCAGCAGCGCCAGCUCUCUUAGCAAGCACUACCUGACGCACAGCCAGGAACGGAAACACGUUUGCGGAAUCUGCAGCAAGGCCUUUAAGCGCCAGGACCACCUGACUGGGCACAUGCUCACCCACCAGAAGACCAAGCCCUUUGCGUGCAUGGAGCAGGGCUGCAGCAAAAGCUACUGUGAUUACCGCUCCCUGCGCCGGCACUAUGAGGUCCAGCAUGGCUUGUGCAUCCUAAAGGAGGCCCCCCCUGAGGAAGAAGCCUGUGGGGACUCCUCUCCUGCCCACAAGGUGGCCAGCCAGCCUGCCAUGGGUGGCCUGCGAUUCUCAGGCUCCCUUUUGCCCAACCGAGACCUCCUGCGCUGUAUUGUGAGCAGCAUGGUCCACCAGGAGAUCUCUUCUCCUGGCCCGGUCCUGGCAGGGCCUUCAGAUGACAGGGAAGGGAAAAACACAGCCUGCCCCUGCCCACCCUCACUGGGGCCCUACCCCUGCACCCCAGUGGCCCCAGGGACCCUGGGCAGUGAUGUUCCUGAGGAGUGUCACCCCCUGUGGAAGGAGCCCACCGCUGGGUUCACAGCCACUCACUCCAGGGAAGCAGAGGAUGGUGGUCCAGACCCAGCUGAGGCAAAGCGGCCGCCCCAGCUACCGCCCACCCUGGAGAGCGGGCAGGAGGGUGGGACCCUGCCGGCCGGCCUGCCUCUGUUCCAAGGCCAGGCAGUGCCUGCCAGUGCCGAGCCUUCAAACCACAACCUCCAGUGGCUCCAGAACCUGCCAGGCUGCCCCGAGAGCGAAGGGAAUGAUGUGUUUGCCAUCCAGAAGCCCACUUCUGUGUCCCCUCAGGAGUUCUCCGAGGCUGGGCCCAGGCCCAGCAGCACCUCCCUGACGGGGGAGGCCUCAGGCAACCCUGAAUAUGCCGGCAAGGAAGAGGACUCCAGGGCUUCCAAGAAGAGCAAGUGUGACAGUGACUCCUGCUCACGGCAGCACGUGGAGGAGCCCAGCCUCCAGGAGGCCCUGAAGCUGAGCGGGCUGUCGUCUGACGCCACGCCGCUCUUAGGGCAGUUGUUCCUAAAGUCGCAGGAGUUUCUGGUCAGUCAAGAGCAGAUGCAGGUGUUCCAGAUGAUCACCAAGUCCCAGCAGAUCAUCUCUGGCUCCCACGUGGCUGUGGCCUCCUCCCAGCAUGCUGCGCCUGAGGGCAAGCAGGCUGCGCUGAAGCCACUGCAGGGGCCGCGGCCACACCAGCCCCCACCCCUGGCACCCACAGUUGACUCUUUGCAUGGUGGCCCUGCAAACCCAGAGCAAGAGGGAUCCCCACCUGGCAAGAGAAAAACCACGCCCGCCUUCCCCAGAGAGGCCUUGCCCGGCAGCAAUCGACGGGACACGAAGGGGGGACCAAAAGUGGCCCCUGCACCAUCGGAACCCCCCGGGGACCCAGACAUCCCCUCUCUGGCCAAGCAGCUGAGAUCCACAAAAAGGCCCUUAGACCUGGGGGACAUCCUCCCCACAGGGGGCCCAUGGCAGACCCAGCUGGGUGGGGACAAUCCUGCCGGAGCCCAGCUCCCAGGGAAGCAGGCCCAGGUGGAGAAUGGCCUGGCCUCGGGGGCCAUGAAAGGUGCGAAGGGCCUGGCCUGCUCCCGGGGCAGAGGCCGCAGGCUCUUCUCUGGCAACAUGUGGGCCCAAUGUUUCUUGGACUUCCAGAAGGAGAAGGUGAAAAUGGAUACGCACUGUGCGGCCUCUCCCAGCCAGGUGGCCAUGGCCUCCUUCUCGUUGGCCAGGCCUUCGGUGGACACCCCGCAGGACUCAAAGUCCAAGCUGAUGAUACCCAGCAGGACCCAGGGUGGAAAUACCUUCCGGCUCCCCGAUCCAGUGAAGGAGGAGAGCACGGCAGGCGGAUGUAACCAGCAAAAUGGAGGCCCUGCAGACUGGGCAGAGCCAAGGAGCACGUAUGUCUGCAAGAAUUGCAGCCAGAUGUUUUAUACAGAGAAAGGGCUGACCAGCCAUAUUUGUUUUCACAGCGACAAGUGGCUGUCACCUCGAAGGAAGCAGGACCAACAGGUGUCAGGCACGGAGUUUUUCAAGCCUCUGAGACAGGUGCUGAGGCUGGAGGUGGAGGCACAGAGCUCCGCAGGAGCCGGGAAGCCCUCGGAGGGCACGAGCACAGCUCCUCUGAGGACGCCUGCAUUGGAACCUGUGAGCUCAGUGAGCCGGCCCCCGGGAAGCACAGCCAAGGGACAAGACAGAGACGGGGAGGAGAGAGACAGCAAGGAGAGCAGCCAGCUGAGAAGGCGGAGAAAGUACCCACAGCCCAAGGCAUCAUUCCUGCUUCCCCCACCUUCUGCCUUUGGAGGGCCGGGCCCCAAAGGAAGCCACCAGAGCUGUCUGCGGUCUCCGGUGCUUCUGGUGGACCACUUCAUGAAGGGAUUGUACCAGUGCUCUCCCUAUACGCCGCCCCCAAUGCUCAGCCCUAUCCGGGAGGGGUCUGGGCUGUAUUUAAACUGUUCCAUGUCCACUCAGUCUGGUCUUGACAAACUCAGCAGCAGCAAGCUUGAUCAAGUGGAUGACUCUUCUCGCAUCCGUGUGAUCAAGGAUGACACCAAGCCCCACGUUCGACCACACAUCAGCAUAGGAAGCGAGUUUCAGGCCGAGAUCCCGGAGCUCCAGGAGCGCCCUCCAGACGAGCCCGGUGAACAUGGAGCUUCUCUGGUCUGGAAGCCAUCGGAUGACAUGAUGACCAAUCCAGAAACACAGGAUAGAGUGACUGAGCUCUGCAAGAUGGCCUCCAGCGCAAUGCCAGGAGGGGGCACCAACCUGGAGCUCGCUCUGCACUGCCUGCACGAGGCCCAGGGCGAUGUCCCGGUGGCCCUAGAGACCCUCUUACUCAGCGGACCCCAGAAGCCACCGACUCACCCGCUGUCUGACUAUCACUACGCAGGUUCAGACGUCUGGACCUCCCAGGAGAAGGUUCUGUUUAAUAAGGCAUUCCAGGCUCACAAAAAGAACUUCCACUUGAUACACAAGAUGGUCCGGACAAAGACAGUGGCCCAGUGUGUAGAAUAUUACUAUACCUGGAAAAAGAUGAUCAAGUUUGACUGUGGUCGGGCCCCAGGACUGGGAAAGGGGGUCAAAAGAAAGUUGGAUGAGGCAGACCCAACAGAAAGAAAGGCCACUUGCAGCCCUAAGGAGAGACCCAACCGCCGUCCAACCCGUGAGUUGAAGAUAGAAACGGAGAGUUGCAGGGUAGAAUCCGUCAUCACCACCAGCCCAAGUGCUGGUCCCAAGCGGACCCCUGAGCCUCCGGGGCAUGUCCAGGGCCAAGGCGCUUUUCCCUGCAGGGAAUGUGAGAGGGUAUUUGACAAGAUCCAGAGUCGAAAUGCCCACAUGAGGCAGCACCGGCUUCAGGACCCCGUGGAACCAACUGUCAGGGCAGAGAGACCAGCGAAGGCCUUUAAGCUGAAAGAGGAGGAGAAGGAGGAGGAAGGGGAGAUGGGGGCUGACAUGGGCCCCUUGCAGGGGUGAUUUGGGCCGUGAGCCGGGGCAAGGGAGCAAGUCAUCAGGAUGACGACCUCGGGCCCUGUCACCU
Molecule: messenger RNA, 3763 nt
Organism: Manis javanica (Malayan pangolin)
Lineage: Eukaryota; Metazoa; Chordata; Mammalia; Pholidota; Manidae
Source: RefSeq, a predicted model, not a curated record